Molecule: messenger RNA, 1502 nt
Organism: Oryctolagus cuniculus (rabbit)
Lineage: Eukaryota; Metazoa; Chordata; Mammalia; Lagomorpha; Leporidae
Source: RefSeq, a predicted model, not a curated record
GUGCCGCCGCCCCGGCCUUUGUACUACCGCUGGCGGGGCCCUCACUUCCGUCUGCGGCGCGAGGGCCGCCGGGAGCCCCCGAAGGAACGUCCAAUGGCUGCGGCUCUGGAGAGGCGCGGGGGUGGUCGGGAUUCCGGAAGGCGUGCCCCAUGGCUGUGGUUCCGGCCGUGCCUCCAGGGCUGUCCAAUGGCUGUGGCCCAGGGCGCCCCGGGGGCAGCCGGGAACCCGGAAGGCCGCCUGUGGGCUGCGGUCGCGGCGGCGGCGCAGGGGCAGCCGGGAACCCGGAAGGCCGCCGAUGGCUGUGGUUCUGCGCUGCAGGGCAAUUCCGGCCUGCUCCCGGCGAGCGCUGCGAAGAGCGUUUUCACCGCGGGCAGCAUCCUCCGUGCAGGACAUGGACAGGACUUCCCUGCUGGUACACCGGAGCCCCGUACUUCGCAGCGAUCUCGGCUCUCAAAGUGGGCGCAGAUCUGUCUCACGUGUUCUGUACCAGGGAGGCCGCGCCCGUCAUCAAGUCCUACAGCCCGGAGCUCAUCGUGCACCCAGUCCUUGACAGCCCGGCUGCGGUGCAGGAGGUGCAGAAGUGGUUACCCCGGCUGCACGCCCUCGUCGUGGGACCCGGCCUGGGCCGAGACGAGCAGCUGCUGGGGAGCGUCCAGGGCAUUCUGGAAGCGUCCAAGGCCACGGGCAUCCCCAUUGUCAUCGACGCGGAUGGGCUGUGGCUGGUGGCGCAGCAGCCAACCCUCGUCCAGGGCUACCACAAGGCCAUUCUCACUCCCAACCACGUGGAGUUCGGCAGGCUCUAUGAAGCAGUGUUCGGAGGCCCCGUGGACAGUGAGGACCAGGGCGACACUGUGCUGAAGCUCAGCCAGGCCCUGGGCAACGUGACCGUGGUCCAGAAGGGAGCGCGCGACGUCAUCUCCGACGGGCAGCAGGUGCUCGUGUGCAGCCGGGAAGGCAGCGGCCGCAGGUGUGGCGGGCAAGGAGACCUGCUGUCGGGCUCCCUGGGCGUCCUGGCGCACUGGGCCCUCCUCGCUGGCCCGGAGAGAACACACGGCCCCAGCCCGCUCCUGCUGGCCGCCUUUGGCGCCUGCUCCCUCACCAGGCAGUGCAACCAGCAGGCCUUCCGGAAGCACGGCCGCUCCACCACCACCACCGACAUGAUCGCCGAGAUCGGAGCCGCCUUCAGGGAGCUCUUCGAGACCUGAGCCGCCGUGACGGGCGUGCAGGCUGUCUGCGAGGGCUGUAGUCGGGCGGAUGUGCAACAGGGAGCGUGGCGUGCGAUGACACUAAGGUCUUCCUGAACUCUGCUUAGCUUCCCGGUGUCACCAAACAGACGUGAAGGCUGCACCGUUCCCUCCCCAGCCGCGUCAGCGCUCCGUCGUGGUCCUCGUCCUCCCCAGCAGGCCCGCCGAAGGCUGUGGCACCCACCCGUUGUGCGUAGUGACUGGGUGCUGAUGGUUGUGGUUAACUUCCUGUUUCCGAAUAAAUCAGCUAAGAAAUCA